UGACGGCUCGUUUCUUUUGUCACUAAAUACCAGGCCAACAGUUCCGACCUUACAGGAAACUAAACAUCAGUCAAGUCAUUUAAUAUUUUUUCUCCAGAGUGAAACAGGCAAGCAUGAAGAGUCUGAAAGCAAAGUUUAAAAAGAAUGAGAGUCAGGACUGGAGUAAGAGUGAUGACAGGCUCAUGCAGGCGGUGGAGCAAAAUGACCCCGAUAAAGUUUCGGCUCUCAUCGUCAAGAAAGGUCUCUGCCCCACCAAGCUGGAUGCUGAGGGAAAGUCUGCCUUCCAUCUCAGUGUGUCUCGAGGGCGAAUAGAUUGUUUGGAGGUCAUCAUCACUCAUGGGGCUGACAUUAAUGUCACAGACGGAGCUGGUCUCAGUGCUCUUCAUCUGGCUGCCAAAUAUGGACAGAACGAAUGUUUAAAGAGACUCCUACAGGAGCGGUUAGUGGUGGACUGCAGGGACAGUAUUGCGCGGACACCCCUCCAUCAUGCAGCCAUUAGCGGCUGUCUGUCCUGCACUGAGAUUCUGUGGGAUUUCAAAGCUGAUCUGGACCUCCAGGAUGAGGAAGGGUCGACGCCCCUGAUUCUCGCAGCCCAAAUGAGCAGAGUGGAAUUGUGCGUCUUCCUUUUGGGGCGUGGAGCCAAUGCAAAUAUACAGGACAACCAGGGCAGGUCGGCCCUGAUGCUGGCGUGUGAGAGUGACAGUGGGGAGACGGUGGAAGUCCUCCUGAGGGGCAGCGCCAACACACAACUGGCUGAUGCGCUCGGACACAAAGCUAAAGACUACAGCACUGCGACUGGCAACCAGUACAUUUUAAACAUGCUGCAGAACGGAGCACCACCAGUCUCUGAGAACCCAGAUGAGGAGAGCGCCAAAAUCCCCUCAAGCACUUCAUCAGUGCAAGGGGGGACGACACCUCGCAAGCGAAAAGCCCCACCACCACCGCGCUCCCCCUUACAGGGUUUAGCACCAACACCUCUGCCUCGCAGUCCGGCUCCACCUGGCCAGUCUCCAGAGCCCCUCACUCGCUCUCCAUCCCCACAACCUGCAGAUGCACAGCAGCCAGCUCAGGUGGAGGAUGAGGAAGUGUUUGAAGAGAUUCGGAAGCUCCGUCUUGAAAGGGGGCGACUUCUUCAAAAGAUUAAAGCCUUGGAGCAGCAGCAGCACAGUGCCACUGCUGCCUUGGAGGAGUUGACUCAAUUGAAGCGGCGUCUUGAUGAGGCAGAAGCAGAGCGUGACAAACUCCUGGAAGAGCUGAAAGGUUAUAAUGGCAUUGGAGCAAGUGACUCUGAAGACUUAGACGAGAUGUUGGACUUCCCAGAGAAGCUGCUCGCUAAACACUCCAGAACCUCUGCAGCUGGAGAUGAGGCUUCAUCUCAGGAGGAGUCAGCAAGUUCUUCUCCAGUUCCUCCAAACUCUGCAACUGUGGUUGAGUUGCUCAAAAAGAUAGAUGAGCUGGCCUCACAGAACUCUGAACUUGUUCUUAAAGUGCAGAUGAUGGAGAUGUUUGAAAAGGAUGACACAGACAUGCAGAGCUCCUGUCCAGACUCUGUCCCUCUGGCUCAGUAUGAAACCAUCAGGCAGGAGUUGGUGACUCUACAGGAACGGUUCUCUCAGAUGAAGACUUCUGAAGAGAGGGGUGUAGAGAAGUCAGAGGAGGGAGAGGGCGAGCACUCCCUGAGGGCGAAAGUGAGAGGGCUUCAGGAACAGUUGGCCUCCUCCCAGGCUGAGCUGGAGCAACUGAGGGAGCAAAUGCGCCUGGGCGUGCUUUCAGUGGAGUGUGGCGAGGCGGAUUCUAUUCUAACAGGUGUCGGGUCGGGCUCUGAGGCCCUGAACCAGGAGGCCAUGCAGCUGAGGGUGAGGGUGACGGAGCUGGAGGAGGAGCUUGCCAAGAGAUCGGACAAGGACACAAUCAAACAGCUGACACAGAGAGUAGAGGAACUUCAAGCUGCACUGGCACAGAAAGGAGAAGUAGCAGAGGAAUCACAAACGGUGAACAGUCUUCGGAAAAAGGUGGCUGAUCUAGAGUCAGCCCUGGCUGAGAGCAAAGGAGGAGGACCAGCAACUUUGGGAGAUGGAGAUCAGGUCAACAGACUUCAGGAGCGCGUGCGGGAGCUGGAGGGGGAGCUGAGGAAGAGAGUGCCCCGCUCAGACCUGGAGGAGGUGCAGGCAACUCUGAGUGUGCAGUGUGAGCAGCUGGCCAGAGAGAGGGCAGAGGUCUCUAGGAGACUCAACGAUGCUCUCCUCGAGCUGGAGAGACUCCGUCCUCCCUUGCACGGCGAUGAGGAAGAUGAGGAGGAAGAAACUGAACACUCUGAAAGCUCAGAGCCUUCUGUCACAUCAGAUCCACGCACCUUGGCGGCGCUCAGAGCCGAGCUGGAGGUGGCGAGACAGGAAGCUGCUCAGGCUCUGGACUGUGUGUGUGCAGAGCGCGAAGGUCGGGCUCAGGACGCGCUGGAACUGAAGGACGCAGUGCCUCUUUCCAAACACAAGGAGGCACUGUCUGCUGUGUCGGAGCAGUUGGCGCAGACUCUGCAAGAGCUCCAGCAGGAGAGGACGCUCCGGGCUCAGGCGGAGGAGGAGGCGGCCAGGAUAGGGGCUAAACUGCAGUCCAUGACUGACGCUGUGUCUAGAGAGGAGCACGAGAAGAUGAAGGAAGAGUUGCAGCAUUCCCUGCAGGCCAGUGAGAAAAGUGCAGCAGCAGCUCAGGAGGUUUUGGCAGAGAAGGAGUUGGAGCUGAGAGAACUCAAGUCCCAAAAGGCUGCUGAACAAGGUCUGAUCUCCAAAGAGGACCAUGAGGCUCUGCGUCUCUCCAUGCAGGGGGAAGUCAAUGCCAUGGCAGCACGGCUCAACGAUCUGACGCGCAAGCACGAGAAGACAUGCACAGAGGUGUUCCAGGUCCAGAGGGAGGCACUGUUUAACAAGAGCGAGCGACAGGUUGCUGAGUCCCAGCUGGCCACUGUGAAGCAGCAGUUAGCAGAUCUACAGACCCAAUCAAAACACAUCCAGGAGCUUCACAAUAACGUCCAGGAGUCUCAGGGUCUAGUCAAGGAGAAAGACCGCAAGAUAACUGAACUCUCUAAGGAAGUGUUUCGGCUGAAGGAGGCGCUGGGAGCUCUGUCACCACCGCUGGGACUCUCCUCAUCGCCCCCAUCUGGCCACCUUGGAAACCCUGGACAGCAGGUGGCGCUGCAAAACAGGAUCGCUAUUCUCACCCAGCAGCUGCAGGAUUGGGAGCGAAAGCACAAGCAAGUGGUGACUGUUUACCGUUCCCACCUGCUGGCAGCUGUGCAGGGUCGCAUGGAUGAGGAGGUGCAGGGGCUGCUGCUUCAGAUCCUGAGGAUGACUCAGCAGGGACAGUGAUCACAUGAGUCUGGUUGUUUCAGCGUUGAGCAAUGAUAAUGGGAUGUUGCCGCAUGUGAACACUAUUUCAAGCAUUGAUGAACUCGUGCCUUGAUAUUAGAGAUCCUGGUGUAUGACAAUACUUUUUUUUAA
Messenger RNA from Synchiropus splendidus (mandarinfish), 3494 nucleotides. RefSeq names its product ankyrin repeat domain 24 (gene ankrd24). Gene Ontology annotation, molecular function: actin binding. Bases 114 to 3362 code for a protein of 1082 amino acids. The transcript has 22 exons. NCBI's taxonomy places the organism in Eukaryota, Metazoa, Chordata, Actinopteri, Syngnathiformes, Callionymidae. The record is from RefSeq and is a predicted model, not a curated record.